Messenger RNA from Cuscuta europaea, 1143 nucleotides. NCBI's taxonomy places the organism in Eukaryota, Viridiplantae, Streptophyta, Magnoliopsida, Solanales, Convolvulaceae. The record is from the annotation of a GenBank genome assembly.
AUGAAAAUUGUAGAUAUAUUUAUAAUAAAGAGAGUUUAAUCUCAAGUACACCUCCUCUAAUAAUUCUAUUAUUUCUUUGUCAAGCUAUCUUCUCUCUAGGCGAUGAUGGUGAUUUCUUGACGGACAAAUGGAAGGUUGCUGGUAAGUUUGCUCUCCCUUCUUUCUAUCUUUUAUCUAAUCCCAGCUUUCUUCAGAUGCCUCUUUUAAUGUUUUCUCCUUAUUUCAGGUGACCAAAAGACGAUUCCGCUAGAGUUCGGCCCUCAAGCGGAAGAGAGGAUGGCACAACUUUUGGAACUUGAUCCCGAGGCUCGUCUAUAUUCAUCUCUAGUUACUGAAAUUAAAGACGGGUCAUCUGUUUCUGUAGAAGGUUCUGAUAAGGAGGACGAUGUUAUUAGUGUGGAUGACGAGACCAGUAUUCCAUGUGCGCCAGAAGGGAAUCCAAGCCUCUCUAGCUGCUGGAGAACGCAUAUGAGAUUUAGAAGAAUCACUGGCAGAUUCCAAACAAAGCGAGGAGUCUGCCAAGAAGAAGUUAACCGAGAUCGUCCAGACGAAAUCGAAGUUGGAGGAGAAGGUGAUUUCCCAAGAGGAAAUCAUCAACAAGCUGAAUGCGGAUCUGAUAGUUCAAGCUGUGGAGCUUAAAAUUCAGGCUGCUAGAAUUAAGUCUCUGGGGGAUUAUGGGAGGAGAAAAAGAUAGGAAGUUGUUGAUGCGGCUGAGUUCUAUGCUUGGCAGACUAAAAAGGAUCUUAUGAGGUCCUUUCUCGCAGGUGAAGCUGACAGGUGGAAUCUCCAAGCUGACAUUGACACUUGGGACAUGUACUUCGAGGGCACUGAACCUCCUGUUGGUGAUGACAGAUUUGAGCUGGGCACUUGCCAUACCGAAGCCGACUUUGGUCCCUCAAAUCAGCCAUGAUUUGUUGUCUGUUUCUCUUGUGUUCGAACACUUUUCUUUUGUCAAUCUGUUUAAACUUUUAACUUUCUGAAUGUCACAUUUUGGACCACAUCGACUGGUGGUUUAUCCAGGGUUCGGUGGUCCUGUUUUUAUGGUUGUCUUUGACAGCACUUCUUGACUGUCUAUAUGUGCUGAAUGUUUUACAUGUCGACGUUUGUAAUAUAUGUACUAUUGUUUUGGCCAAAACGUGUCAG